Cuscuta campestris is the source of this 1175-nucleotide messenger RNA. The record is from the annotation of a GenBank genome assembly. Lineage: Eukaryota; Viridiplantae; Streptophyta; Magnoliopsida; Solanales; Convolvulaceae.
CCCAUGUUAAAGUUGACUCAAAAAAUCAAACGUGGAUGAAUAAUCUAAAUGGAAUUGUCUAAAUAUUAAUUUUAUUAUAAAUUGAAAAAAAAUUAAUAAAAUAAAAAAAUUGCACCGGUAUUAGUAAAAGGCGACGGAUACGCGCCCGAAUCCGGCAAGGCGUCGUUUCCAGAUCUGGGACCGUUCCCGGCCAAAGGAACAAACAAGUUCGAAGCUGGCAUUAGAGAUGAACUCAAUUACAGGCCGCCAUUUGAGAGUGGGAUGGCACCGCCCGGAGGCUGCCUCCUGCCGCCAUAGCCAUCACCUUUCAUUCCGCCGCCGUACACAUCACUCUUCGUUCCCGUUCUCCCCCGGUCUGUGCAUCUGUAUUCCAUGUCGGCCCCUCAUAGUCGGCGCGCAGAAGAGAGCCCCCAAGUCUGAUCCGAUUCUCAAGUCUUCCAUUGCCGAUGAAGAAGCUUUUACGAGUGAUGAAGAAGAUGACCUUCUAAUUGACGAGUUUGAAGGCGGUUAUGUGAAGCUGGAGCCGUAGUAUGACAUAAAGAUUCCACAAAGAUGAACUGCUAGAGGAAGAUGAUUUUUUCAAGGAUGAGAGUCUAGAGGAAGACCCUGAACUCUUUGUUGGCGAUGGAGCUGAAGGAGGUGGAAUCUCCCUUGCUGGGACACCAUGGGACAAAAAAGCAUUAGAAAUUGCUCAAGAAGUUGCUUUAUCAUUUGGUGGUGAAAUGGGAAUAUAUGCAUUUAGGACACUGAAAAAUGCCUACAUUCAAGUGCGAGUGGAGAGACUCACAAACAAGUCAGGAUCUCCUAGUAUGAUGGACAUUGAAGCUUUCUCAUCAGCUUACAGAGAACGGCUUGAUGAAGCUGAGUCCUUAGGAUCUGUCCCAAAUAUCUUAUCCCUGGAGGUCCUUUUUUCUCAAUCUCUCUUUCUUAGAUUUGCAUGCCAUGACCUUACUUCUAGGGACUCACUCCCACUAUUUUUCAUUUUCUAUAUUGAUCUGUAAUUUGCUUUGUAAUUGAUGAGAGAGCAUAAAGUGUGGGUUCUCCUGCUUAUUUGGAAUUGUAAACAAAGCCUUUGAUUAUCUGAGUUUUGGUCGAAUUAUCACGCGGCCCUUGUGUGUCUUCACGUUGCAUUUGAUGUUUUCAAUGCAGGGAGUUAAAAAAUUUGAAAUCCUUGG